AUAAGCAACCAAUCAAAAGAUAACCCCCUCUUUAACUAUAAGUCUCACAUAAUUCAAACAAACCAACUACCCUUGUGGCCUUUUCAUAUAUCUAUGAUUCAAUCAACUGCUCCUCAUUGAUGAUGGGAUCUGAGAAUUAAUCAACAAGGCCACAGGGGGCCGGAAAGCAAAUGGCAAAGACUCUGAUACUAAGAUGCAGUGUUAAUUCCCUCAUAACCCUCCUCUUUGCGUUCGUAUUCGUUGCCGUUUACUUGGCAGGAGAGAGGAGAUUAUGGUUUUUUGAAGAUGAAGAUCAGGCAGCUAUGCAAAGAAACUCAUCGGCGAAGUGCAAUCUGUUUUCUGGAAAAUGGGUAUUUGAUAACAAGUCUUACCCCUUGUACAAGGAGAAAGAAUGCACUUUCAUGUGGGAUGAGUUUGCUUGUGAGAAGUUUGGCAGGAAGGACUUGAACUAUCAGAGUUGGAGGUGGCAGCCUCACCAGUGUGACCUCCCAAGGUUCAAUGCCACGGCAUUGUUGGAGAAGCUAAGGGGGAAGAGGAUGGUGUUUGUUGGAGAUUCUUUGAAUAGGGACCAAUGGGUUUCGAUGGUGUGUUUGGUGGAGUCAGCUAUCCCAGCACCACUCAAAUCCAAGCCCAAAUAUGCACACUUCAAAUUCAAAGCCAUUGAAUACAAUGCCUCAAUCGACUUCUACUGGUCGCCAAUGCUCGUGGAAUCCAAUAACGAUGAUCCAGUUAGCCACCGGUUACCAGAACGAAUAGUCCGAAUCAGUGAAAUCGAAAAGCAUGCCAGGCAUUGGACCAAUGCAGAUAUACUCGUCUUCAACUCCUAUCUGUGGUGGAGACGGCCCAAAAUGAAGCUCUUAUGGGGAUCAUUUGAGAGUCCGGAUCAAAUCACCAAAGAAGUUGAGAUGUUACGGAGCUACGAGAUGGCUAUAAAGACGUGGUCGGAUUGGUUGGAUAUUCAUAUCGACCGUAACAGGACCCGGUCGUUUUUCAUGAGCAUGUCACCGACACAUCUUUGGGGUCAAGAAUGGGGGAUGUCAAAACCUGACAAUUGCUACAAUGAAACACUGCCAAUAACUAAAGAAGGGUAUUGGGGAAGUGGAUCAGACAUGAGAAUGAUGAAAAUAGUAGAGGCAGCCGUGGAUGAACUGAGAGCAAAAGGUUUGCAGAUCGAAAUGCUGAAUAUAACACAACUUUCGGAGUACAGAAAAGAAGCUCACCCGUCCAUUCAUAAAAAGCAAUGGACGCCUCUAAACGGAGAUCAAUUGUCUAACCCAAGAAGCUAUUCUGAUUGCGUCCAUUGGUGCCUUCCUGGUGUGCCUGAUGUUUGGAAUGAAAUCCUUUACGCUUACAUUUUUAAUCUCACAUGAACAUAAAUGUAAAGUACAUAACAUUUUAAGAUCUUUUUUUAUAACUAGGCCACCGGAAUUUGUGGAAGUUGUAAAAUAGUUCGACUUUUGAGAGCUGGAAAAGGAAAAAUUAUUGCUUCAUCUCA
Messenger RNA from Rhododendron vialii, 1495 nucleotides. RefSeq names its product protein trichome birefringence-like 34. The coding region runs from base 171 to 1370 and encodes 399 amino acids. The transcript has 5 exons. The record is from RefSeq and is a predicted model, not a curated record. NCBI's taxonomy places the organism in Eukaryota, Viridiplantae, Streptophyta, Magnoliopsida, Ericales, Ericaceae. Gene Ontology annotation, cellular component: Golgi apparatus. Gene Ontology annotation, molecular function: O-acetyltransferase activity.